AAAAGUGACAAAGAAGAAGUCUCCUCCACUGCCGGAGUGUCCGACGUUAUUUGACGAACAGACGGUGUUGCGAGGGAGAGAACCUCGCUGUGAAACUGUAGACUGUAUAGUGUCCACCCUCUCAGAAUGAGCGCCCUGCGGACCAUCGUGGGCUCCAUAUCCAUGGUCGUUGUGCUGGCAGUCGGCUACGGGACGUGGUCUAUCAUAUCUCCAGAAGAGGAGCGGAGGAAACAGCUGCUCAAGAAUCUGCCUGAGUCAAACCCGGUGAGAAUGGAGGAGACGAGGAAGAGGAACGCUCUGGUGAUGCAGGCACUCAAGGAGGCGGCUGAAACCAGCGACAACAUUGCGAGAGACAUCGGAGGAUCUGGGAGAUAGACAGACUGACCUCUGUGACCUGUUCUUUAUUUACUGACUGCUGCUGGCAUACAGAGCCACAACCUGAUUAAAUAUAGAUGGACAUUGUAUUAUUCUACAGGGAGGUGAUUUUCUCAUUCCCCGCUCUAAUGUGUGGAAACAGUUCACCACUGUAUGUUCAAACUGUUUAUUAAAACGUUCUGUACCCAA
Lates calcarifer (barramundi perch) is the source of this 564-nucleotide messenger RNA. RefSeq names its product ubiquinol-cytochrome-c reductase complex assembly factor 3. Bases 127 to 375 code for a protein of 82 amino acids. The record is from RefSeq and is a predicted model, not a curated record. Gene Ontology annotation, biological process: mitochondrial respiratory chain complex III assembly. The transcript has 2 exons. Lineage: Eukaryota; Metazoa; Chordata; Actinopteri; Centropomidae.